AUGUCUGACGUCGAUCGGGUGGCAAUUCAUGAGCCGCUUCAAUCUAUGGACAGUGACAUGUUCUCAAGGCCCCUCAUCGGAAUAUCGCACUCGCUUCUCUCGCGUUUCGAUUUGUUCUUUAUCGUGACAGAUGAUUCUGAUGAGCAUCGAGAUCGGAAGAGAUCCGAACAUGUCUUGCGCAUGUAUCGUUACUUACAACCCGGCGUGGAAGAAGGCACUCCAGCUGUUGAUGUCCUCCAGCAGAACCUGUCAGUCGGCAUUGGAAUUGAUUCUCUCGACCCCGGUGCUGCCAAGGAAACCAUUGAAGCGCUGUCGAUAGAGUUUAUCAAAAAAUACAUCCAAUACGCUAAGAACAACUGUAAACCCGCUCUCACUCAAGAUGCGACCACCCUGAUCGUCGAAGUUUAUUCAUCUCCUCGAAAUGAUGACCUACAGUCCAACCAAAAGAGGACGACUCCGCUUACCGCACGUACUCUGGAAACUCUGAUCCAUCUGGCGACUGCGCAUGCCAAAGCGCGACUAUCGCCGACGGUCAGCACAGCUCAUGCGCAUGGCGCGGAAGCGAUUCUACGCUUUGCACUAUUCAAAGAGGUGAUCAAGUCGCGGAAGAGCCGGAGUGGAAACAAGAGGAGGAAGGUGGACAAGCCGAAGAAAGGAGUUGUUGGUUCCGAUGAGCAAGAGAUGGACGAUGAAGACGAAAGCGAUGAAGAGGCUGAGGCUGAGGCUGAGGCCACAGACCCAGCCCAGCCGGCCAGUCGCUCGAAGUAUCCUACACGCUCCCGAGGAACCGUGCCUCAAGCGACCGCCUCUGGCUCUCAUUCUCUCAACCAACAAUCAUCUGAGCAGAUGGAGGUAGAUCUUAUCCCUGUUCGACCUACUACGGCGCAAGAAUCGCAGAUCGCCGAUUCGAAUUCCACAAGCCUCGCCGAGCUGAGUGUUGAAAGACUGUUUAAGCAAAGACUAGGAAAGACGUGUAUGCGCUCGGAUGAUGCGAAGAUCGAGAUUGAUGAGCUGCUGGCACUGGUCAAUGAAGGAACGGACAGACUGAUCUUCGACCAGAUCGAGGCUACCAAGAUCUUGACGAUCAUGCAUGAUGCCAAUGAGCUUAUGUAUUCCAGUGGCUCAAUCUUCAAAAUCUGA
Molecule: messenger RNA, 1140 nt
Organism: Puccinia triticina
Lineage: Eukaryota; Fungi; Basidiomycota; Pucciniomycetes; Pucciniales; Pucciniaceae
Exons: 6
Coding region: 1-1140 (379 amino acids)
Biological process (GO): mitotic DNA replication initiation; DNA strand elongation involved in DNA replication; double-strand break repair via break-induced replication
Cellular component (GO): nucleus; MCM complex
Molecular function (GO): ATP binding; single-stranded DNA helicase activity; single-stranded DNA binding
Source: RefSeq, a predicted model, not a curated record